Messenger RNA from Chinchilla lanigera (long-tailed chinchilla), 1842 nucleotides. RefSeq names its product protein kinase C and casein kinase substrate in neurons 3 (gene Pacsin3). The record is from RefSeq and is a predicted model, not a curated record. Gene Ontology annotation, cellular component: endosome; plasma membrane; cytoplasm. The coding region runs from base 191 to 1462 and encodes 423 amino acids. The transcript has 11 exons. NCBI's taxonomy places the organism in Eukaryota, Metazoa, Chordata, Mammalia, Rodentia, Chinchillidae. Gene Ontology annotation, molecular function: protein binding; phospholipid binding. Gene Ontology annotation, biological process: cytoskeleton organization; regulation of endocytosis; plasma membrane tubulation.
CUGUGAUUUAUGGCUGCAGUCUCUUUCUCUCCAUCUGGCUCGCCUGUCCCUUCUGGACGAGUGGGGCAGGCUUGAGAAGAUACGAGGGCAGUGUCGUGGUGGCCACCUGGAGACUCUGACACUCGGGUCCCUGAAGUGAUCUCUGGACCCCAGACCCCAGUCCGCCACCAUUCCGUGCUGCGGGGACGCGAUGGCUGCGGAGGAGGAAGCCGGAGGGGAGGGCCUGGGAGGCAGUUUCUGGGAGGCUGGCAACUACAGGCGGACGGUGCAGCGGGUGGAGGAUGGGCACCGGCUCUGCGGGGACCUGGUCAGCUGCUUUCAGGAGCGUGCCCGCAUCGAGAAGGCCUACGCCCAGCAGCUGGCCGAGUGGGCCCGCAAGUGGAGGGGCGCAGUGGAGAAGGGCCCCCAGUACGGCACGCUGGAGAAGGCCUGGCACGCCUUCUUCACCGCAGCUGAGCGGCUCAGCGAGCUGCACCUGGAGGUGCGCGAGAAGCUGCACGGGCCCGACAGCGAGCAGGUGCGCGUCUGGCAGCGGGGCGCCUUCCACCGGCCGGUGCUGGGCGGCUUCCGUGAGAGCCGAGCGGCCGAGGACGGCUUCCGCAAGGCCCAGAAGCCCUGGCUCAAGAGGCUGAAGGAGGUUGAGGCAUCGAAGAAGAGCUACCACGCAGCCCGGAAGGACGAGAAGACAGCACAGACCCGGGAGAGCCACGCCAAGGCGGACAGCGCUGUGUCGCAGGAACAGCUGCGUAAACUGCAGGAGCGGGUGGGGCGCUGCACCAAGGAGGCAGAGAAGACGAAAAGCCAGUACGAGCAGACACUGGCUGAGCUGCACCGAUACACCCCACGCUACAUGGAGGACAUGGAGCAGGCCUUCGAGAGCUGCCAGGCCGCUGAGCGCCAGCGGCUCCUCUUCUUCAAGGACAUGCUGCUCACCUUGUACCAGCACCUUGACCUCUCCAGCAAUGACAAGUUCCAUGAACUCCACCGAGACCUGCACCAGGGCAUCGAGGCAGCCAGUGACGAGGAGGACCUGCGCUGGUGGCGCAGCACCCAUGGGCCAGGCAUGGCCAUGAACUGGCCACAGUUUGAGGAGUGGUCCUUGGACACACAGAGGACAAUCAGCCGGAAGGAGAAGGGUGGCCGCGGCCCCGAUGAGGUUACUCUGACCAGCAUCAUGCCCACAAGAGAUGGCACCGCACCCCCACCCCAGUGCCCGGGGUCCUCAGGCGGACAGGAUGAGGAGUGGUCUGAUGAGGAGAGCCCCCGGAAGGCUGCUGCCGGGGUGCGGGUGCGGGCGCUCUACGACUACGCUGGCCAGGAAGCAGAUGAGCUGAGCUUCCGAGCGGGAGAGGAGCUGCUGAAGAUGAGUGAGGAGGACGAGCAGGGCUGGUGCCAGGGCCAGUUACAGAGCGGGCGCAUCGGCCUGUACCCUGCCAAUUACGUGGAGUGUGUGGGUGCCUGAGUGCCCGGCAGCCCUUCUGCAGUCUCUUCACCCCGGUCACGGCCCAGCUGCUCCUGGACUGCCUGGCCAGAGGGCCCUGAACCAUCGCACUGCUGCUGCUCCUCCGUCCCUGGAUGAGGGAGGAGGUCCUGCGGCCCAGGGAGGGGAGACGUCUGUGCCAACUGAGUCUAGGCCGGGGGCAGGAGGUCGGAGGUGACAGAAGGGCUCAGGGCUGCCCCCGCCUCCCCAGGAGUGCGGUGGGUUUCCCCAGGAGCUGAGGACCGUUCUCUGGCCUCCUGGGGUGGACUUUGGGAAGUGUAGUUCUGGACUAGCCACACCCUCUUUUGUGACUUGUUCUAGUGUGUAUUAAGCUUGAAAAAAAUAAAAAGAAAGCUCGAUCA